CCCGAACCAUUCCCCACUCCCCUCCCCCUUGCGGCUGUGACAGUGAUCGCUUCCGCUUCCGGGUCGCUCCGGUGGCGGGUAGUUGAAGCGCUGUCGUCAUGGAGCUGCUCGGGGAGUUUGUAGAUCGGGACGGGCAGCAGCAGCGGAUCCGAAUAGCUUGCGAGGGGCCGAGUGAGUCUAGUCGUUUCCAGGGACUGCUUUCUGGAUUGGCGCAGAUGAGGGAACGGGUGACCGAGCUCCUCAGUACCGUGGAAGGAAAGGAUGAGCAGGACCCGGCAGCGACUGGAGGCUCCUCCUCAGUCUCGGAGGGUGAAGACGAUGAGGCUGAAGAUGAAGAAAGUAACACUCAUAACAAAAUUUACUCAUCUGGACCACCUGCAAAACGGAUAAAACCCAUACAUUUUGACAGUAAUCUUGAAUGUAAUUGUGGAGCAAAAAACUUUGGCUAAAUCUUGAUUAAAAAUAUUUGAUAUAUAUUGA
This is a messenger RNA of Sarcophilus harrisii (Tasmanian devil), 480 nucleotides long. RefSeq names its product GON7 subunit of KEOPS complex (gene GON7). The transcript is spliced from 2 exons. The record is from RefSeq and is a predicted model, not a curated record. NCBI's taxonomy places the organism in Eukaryota, Metazoa, Chordata, Mammalia, Dasyuromorphia, Dasyuridae. The coding region runs from base 99 to 449 and encodes 116 amino acids. Gene Ontology annotation, cellular component: EKC/KEOPS complex.